AUGGCUGCGAAAGUGUGCAGAUCGGUUCUACUGUUGUCCCGAAGCGGCGGAGCAGCGACCGGCAGCCUCUCCGCACUUGUCGCUUCUUCUCCACGGCACCAGCAGCACAUAAGACCGCAGGAGGUACUGUCCACGCCAUUCACUCGCCAGACUGUCAGGAGAGCACAUGGCCUCCGGCCAGCAACUCACUCCACACUCUUCACUCAGCCUCCCACUGCCCUGUCUCCACAGAUUUGGAGAGGCUCCCCUUCAUGGCAUGGCCAGAGGAUGUUGUGUACACCGGGAUCAUCAGAGGAGGUGACAGUGGUGUACCAGAAUGGGCUGCCAGUCAUCUCGGUCAGUUUGCCAUCCAGGCGAGAACGUUGUCAGUUCACUCUCAAGCCUCUGAGUGAUUGUGUGGGAGUUUUCCUGCAACAGCUUCAAGCAGAGGACAGAGGAAUCGAUCGGGUGGCCAUAUACUCCACGGAUGGUGCAAGGGUCGCCUCCUCUACAGGCAUAGACAUUCUGUUACUGGAUGAUUUCAAGCUCGUCAUCAACGACACCACCCACAUUGUGCGACCACCAAGGAGAGAGUUGCUGCCCCAUGAGGAGACAGAAAGGCUGAAUGAUGUCAAAUUCUUGGUGCAACAACUUUACACCACUUUACGCAUUGAAGAGCACCAACUCAGCAAAGAGCGAGAGCUGAUCGGACGACUAGAGGAACUCAACUCUCAGCUCCGCCCCCUUGAGAAGGUAAAGCAGGAGCUGAGUAGGAAGGCGGAGCGACGCACCACCUGGGUGCUAUGGGGCGGCAUGGCAUACAUGGCCACCCAAUUCGGCAUCCUUGCUAGACUGACCUGGUGGGAGUACUCUUGGGAUAUCAUGGAGCCUGUCACCUAUUUCAUCACCUACGGCACAGCCAUGGCUAUGUAUGCAUAUUUUGUGCUCACACGCCAGGAGUACGUGUACCCCGACGCCAGGGACCGACAAUACCUGCUCUUCCUCCACAAGGGGGUGAAAAGGACACGCUUUGAUAUUGAGAAGUAUAACAAGCUCAAAGAGGACAUAUCUGAGGUGGAGUUGGAUCUGAAACGUCUUAGAGACCCGCUGCAGCUUCAGCUCCCAGUUCAACAGCUCAAUGCUGGUAAAGAUUGA
Messenger RNA from Nerophis lumbriciformis (worm pipefish), 1134 nucleotides. The record is from RefSeq and is a predicted model, not a curated record. Lineage: Eukaryota; Metazoa; Chordata; Actinopteri; Syngnathiformes; Syngnathidae.